CCAGCCUGGAACCCUCAACACGCAAAUGGUUUCCACCAUUUGUUACGUUUGCAGUAAGCCUAGAUAACUACAGGUCUAUUUUUAUAUAGUUCGGUGUAUGAAUACCCAGUGACUGUGUUAAAAGGAUUAGUCUUUAGCAUCAACAAACCAAUAGGUUUGGCUACUAUACUUUAGAUUUAUGAGCGAUCCAAGGUUAAUUAACUCUUUCUCUCCGUAAUUAUUUACCAGAUUAUGGUGGAAUCAACCCUGGUAUCGUCAGUUAGGAGAGAAAGAGUUAAGUACAUCCAGGAAGUAGAUUCUAGAAUAAAGAAGCUUGUAAUAGUUUUAUAUGGUUUUUUUUUCUUAUCGAGCAAACGCAAUAUAUGCACCUGGGCGAAGUCCACCGACAAUUACUUUAUUUAAAAAAUAGAGUUAUUAUCGUAUACGCUAUAUGAGAUCGAUUAAAUUAUAGCAGAGUAUGAAUACAACCAAGUUAUUAACAUAUUUGUGAGACCAGAAGUAGUGCCUGCUUAGUAGAAUCGCUCUUUAGUUUCACAAUUCUUGGAUACAUUGGUGCAAUAUAGGAAGAACGCUUAGAUAUUCUCAAGAUGGAACCUGAUAAGGUUCAACUAUUAAUUGCUGACCAAGCACUCAAUGUGAUCUUUAUUCUUCUAAUCUGUUUGAUCAACAGGGCACUCCUCAUCAUCCAAGUCAAGAAACCAAAGUUUUAUCAGAGCGUCAAGCUGAUGAUGAUUAUAUCCUUGGCUAUAGGAGACAUCAUCUUGGCGCUCUUCCCGUUAGUAGUGCUUGCUAAAUUUUUAUUUGAGGACGAUAAAACCUUCAUGACCUGCAGGUUAUUCACCUAUGCCAUAACCUACACGUUAUACUUGAUUCAUUUCGUCUACGGACUUGGUCUUGUGGUACUGGCAGCUGAAGUCUUCCUUAGAAACAGGAUUCGAAGUAUACACAACAACUACAAAACAAUCUCUGCAGUUGGUGCAAGUAGCGUCCCUUGGAUCUUAGGACUAAUUAUAAUACUUCCGCUUUGCAUGUCAAAGGUUAAUUAUGAGUCUCACUGCACCAACAGCCAGUCUUUAGAAUUCAUGUUUGGGGUAUCCGUGUUUCUACCGGUCUUACUCUCAAUAGUAAUCAGUAUUGUUCUCAACUGUGUCCAUGUUCCUACUUUGCAACAAGGACAGAUAAUAAGCACCGAACAGCAACCCUUAAUUGUGUCUCAACAGACUGUUAACCAACAAGAAAAUAUCAUACAAUACCCUCCCCAGGGUUACGCCCCUGGUAAUACUCAUUAUAAUUCACUGAACUCAAAUCCAUAUCCACAGAAUGCGGUACCUUAUCCAUAUCCAGCAAACCAACAGGUUAUGAACCAGUCCUCAACGGUGAACUUAAACCAGGAAGAUAACACAAUACGGGAGACUCCCAUGCAUCAACGCGCAGAGGGCAAGUUGCUUAUAAUAUCCAUCAUCUUCGGUUUCAUGGUAGUUCCCAUUGCAUUGAUUACUAUUAGAGCUGCCCAUAUUGACUGGGAUGACUCAAUGAAAAAAACUGUAGUAACACAAUUUGUCUUUUGGCUAAUGGUGGCGCGCUCAUGCAUAACGCCCCUGAUUAUGAUAAGUUUUUCUAAUUUGUGAUAUGUGCCUAUACUUUUAAACAAAUAUUGUCAAACCAAACAGCUCUACCUAUAUAUAACGUAGUGUUAAACUUUUUUUACAAUGUAUAAAAAAAUAUUGUAUUUUGUUCGCUGAAAGCUUGAGUUCGAGCAGCAUAUAAUAAUUGACUUGUUGUCAAUGAUAUACAAUGAUAUUAUUUCACUA
Biomphalaria glabrata is the source of this 1811-nucleotide messenger RNA. Its product is annotated as melatonin receptor type 1A-like. The record is from RefSeq and is a predicted model, not a curated record. The transcript is spliced from 2 exons. Gene Ontology annotation, cellular component: membrane. Lineage: Eukaryota; Metazoa; Mollusca; Gastropoda; Planorbidae. Bases 588 to 1628 code for a protein of 346 amino acids.